This is a messenger RNA of Hansenula ciferrii, 1143 nucleotides long. Its product is annotated as tRNA pseudouridine synthase. The record is from RefSeq and is a predicted model, not a curated record. The transcript has a single exon. Bases 1 to 1143 code for a protein of 380 amino acids. NCBI's taxonomy places the organism in Eukaryota, Fungi, Ascomycota, Saccharomycetes, Phaffomycetales, Wickerhamomycetaceae.
AUGACAAACAAACUUGAAAUGUUUCCAUUGGAGAUCAAAGUCCUACUCCUUGAACGAUUCUUGGUUGAAACAAAUGAUAUAUUGAACUAUUUACAGGUUGUUCCUUCAAUGAAUUAUUAUUUCAAAGCUAAUUUCAAAGUGGUUAGUGAUGAAAUCAACCAAAGAAAAUAUAAUAAGCUUCCUGAAGGUUGUUUAAUAUCCUAUGAUGAUUUUGAGGAUUUACUCAAAGCAUUGAGUAAACAUCAAAUGUUUAAGGGUAUUGUCUUGAUGGAAUUUUAUGAAUAUAUUGAGGAUUUUCAACAAUUAGAACCUGAUUAUAAGUUAUAUAGGGUGGCACAUGAACGAACGAAAUUCAGAUAUACAUUUUAUGGAUCUUUUUUUGACGAUGGUUGUUCAUAUAAGUUAACUGAAAUAACCCAGAAUUUUUGCCAUUUUGAUCCAUAUCAUAAAACAUCUCAUAUUAACUUCCCUGAUAUUAUAAUAUAUUCUCCAGAAGGCCACUUACCAAAUACAGAAAUUGAGAUUAAUUUUUUAACUUUGAAAACAGCUCUAUAUGAAGUACCCAAAGAGAAUAGUCAAACUUUUGAUUUCAAUAUCAUGUAUUGUACAGCACUAAAAUCUUUAAAUCUUUUAGAUUUACAUGAUGGAUUCAUAUUCCCCAAAUCAUUUAUGUUUCCUAAGAACUUAAAACUUUCUACAUUUCAUAGUUCAUAUAAUAUGGAAUACACAUCACAAUGGUUAUUCAAACCCCAACGGGUUCAAAAUUUAGAACACUUAUCUCUUGAAGAUUCAAGAAAUAUGAAUCCAAAAACCAUUUCAAUAAUUGAUGUGAAUUUCCCAAAAAUGAAAGAAUUCAAAGUGAACUGCUACAAACCAAGGUAUAAAUCUUCCAUAAUUUUCCAAAAAUUUAAAGCAGACUUAUUGGAAAAUUUUAGUAUAUCUUCAUCAAAUGCUGAUGUAAAAAUUGAUGACUUCAGGGCACAAAAUAUCAAGAAUUUUACAAUAUUAGCAAAUUCUUGUACCAUUGAAAAUUUAGAAGAACCUAUCAAUAUGGAUAGCUUCAAAAUUUAUGUGAAUAUGCAAUAUAACGGUCAAUCCAUUAAAAAGAGAAAACUCAAUAAGGUUAAUGCAUGUCAAAAUUAA